AUGACUGACGCCAAGAACCACCUCCCCCUUACCCGCGCCAACAUCUCCAAAGCCCACGAAAUCAUAAAACCAUACAUCCACCGCACCCCGCUCCUCACCAACACGACUCUCAACACAAUCGCCUCAACGCCACAAUCCGUGUCUGAUCUAGUCGGAACACCAUGGGAAGGUACUGAGACAAGGCCUGCGAAUCCAACGAUUAGGUUUUGGUUCAAGUGCGAGAAUUUGCAGAGGAUAGGCGCGUUCAAGGCUCGGGGCGCGUUUCAUGCGCUGAUUAGAGUUAUUGAUGAGUUGGGGGAGGAGGAGGUUAGGAGGAGGGGGGUUGUGACGCAUAGUUCUGGUAAUCAUGCACAAGCCCUCGCCCUCGCAGGCAAAACGUUGAACAUCCCCGCGCACAUCGUCAUGCCAUCGAUAAGCACACCGAGCAAAAUCGCAUCAACCCAAUCACUCGGCGCAAAUGUCGUUUUUUCGGGCAGCACGGAACCGGAACGCACGGCUGUUAUGAAGGAGAUUCAGGAAAAGACGGGUGCUAUUUUCGUGCCGCCCUAUGAUCAUCCGGAUAUUAUACUCGGGCAGGGCACGACGGGUUUGGAGAUCGAGGCGCAGUUUGAGGAAGCACAGCAAGGGAAAAAAGCGUUAGAUGCGGUUUUCACGCCGAUUGGAGGUGGAGGGUUGAACGCUGGUGUUGCGACGUGGUUUUCGGAAGCCGCGAAAGUAGGAGCAAAGAAGACGCUGGUGUUUGGCGCUGAGCCCUCCUUUGAAGGUGCGGAUGAUUGUAGGCGAGGUCUGGCGGCUGGCGAGCGUGUGUCGGCUGUGUCGUCAAAGACUAUAGCAGAUGGACUUAGAACGCCUGUGGGAUUGAAUAAUUGGGCUGUUAUAUCAGACCCCAGCAAAGUGGCCGGUGUGUAUAGCGUGACAGACGAUCAGAUCAAGAAAGCUAUGAGAUUGGUGUUGGAGAGGAUGAAGGUGGUUGUUGAGCCCAGUGCUGUGGUUGGGUUGGCGGUAUGUUUGUUUGAUGAGGACUUUAGACGGAAGGCUGAAAAGGAGGGUGGUGAUGAGGGGUGGGAUAUUGGGAUUGUGUUUAGUGGUGGGAAUACGACUGUUGAGGCUAUUGCGGCUCUGUUUGGGUCGAAGUAG
This is a messenger RNA of Talaromyces amestolkiae, 1137 nucleotides long. RefSeq lists its product as uncharacterized. Bases 1 to 1137 code for a protein of 378 amino acids. Gene Ontology annotation, molecular function: pyridoxal phosphate binding; threonine racemase activity; D-serine ammonia-lyase activity. NCBI's taxonomy places the organism in Eukaryota, Fungi, Ascomycota, Eurotiomycetes, Eurotiales, Trichocomaceae. Gene Ontology annotation, biological process: L-serine metabolic process; pyruvate biosynthetic process; D-serine biosynthetic process. The transcript is spliced from 2 exons. The record is from RefSeq and is a predicted model, not a curated record.